GAAGAGGCCCUAGAUUCCCUUAAAAGGGGGGUUCCUAAAAAUGAGGAGCUUGAUUUGGUAGUAGCUGAAGUUCAUCCUGGCAAUGCAGAGAUGGACACCUUGGUGCUGUUUCACCACAUCCUGAAUGAACUUGAAGUGCCUCUCAUCACUAUGUGUGCCUAUGAUGAGGCAGUCUCUACAUGCAUGACCCUUGGAACAUGCUUCAAUGUGGUUAAGCCGUUGGAUACUGAAACCGUCAAUUUUCUGAGGAUGAGAGCACUUCAACACAGGUCUAUUAAAAAUCACAGGUCUGAAACUGAGGAUGAAAAACAAGAUGCGUUGAACGCGAAUGUCUAUUCACAGAAUCUGGGUUGGUUCUUAUGGAGCAGUGAGCUCCAUGGGAAGUUCUUGCAGGCUGUUGAAGUGCUUGGGGCGUCUGCUACGGCUCGAAACAUUCACCAGUACAUGAAUGCCAAGGAUUUGAAUUUGACCAUACAGCAUGUUGCAAGCCAUCUCCAGAAACACCGGCUGCGAGCGCAGAGGCAGAGGUUAUCUCACGAUGAAGAGGGCUAUCAACAUUAUGCCAGCAUGAAGGAAUUAUCUGAGAUGAUGUCAUCAGCAUACAAGGCACCCAGUGCUAAACCCAAUAAUCAUUUGGCAACAACCCAGACGCAGUUCACACAUGGGGUUGCCUCUUCUAUCUGGGACAAGUACCCCGGGAUGGUGUGGCCACACAUGGAGGGAAGUUCAGUAGCCUCUGCUAUGUGGUACAAUUACCCCGGAAAGCGGUGGGGACAAGUGGGGGAGAGUUCGGCUGGAGCACGAGUUUCUCAGACUAAUGCAUGCCCACCUCCAGUUCUGAUACAUGGUACCAAAUCUAUCUGGGACUGGUACCAGGAGAGCCUGCAGUACUAUAAUGAGAGCCUGCCAUACAAACGCGAGGUGCUGCCUGUACAGAGCAAAGCACUUGAUGGAUAUGGACGCAAGAUUUUCAUCAACCUGGAGAGAGAGGAGAUCAGUCGUACUGAAGCAGCAGGCAAGAUUGUCAUCAACCUGGAGAGCGAUGACAUGCAGAAAGACACCAAGGAUGACGUGCAUGCCGCAGUUACUCCACAGGAAGACACAAUGAACGAGGUGCACGCCGCAGUUACUCUGCAGAAAGACACCAUGGACGAGGCGCACGCCGCAGUUACUCCACAUGAAGUGAACGAGGUGCCUGCUGCAGCCAUGGGCGCUGGUUAUCUGGUGGAUCUAGCAGGCAAUGCCCUGCUUGACGGUAUAGACAGCUACCACCCCGCCGCAGAGAAUGCGCAGUCUGAGCCUUUCAAUGACUGGGAUUGGGAAGAGGUGGAGAAAUUCUUGACGAACCAGAUUGAAGGGCAGGGGCAGGAGCAGCAAGGCCUUGAACUAGUGGAUCUACUCCAGUUAGACGGCAUUUCACCAGAGGAACUGCUCCAGGUAGACGAAGCCUGGAACCAGGCGCUUCAGCAGGCAAACCCGGCAAACGUCGUCGAGGACGAACCCAUGGCUGAAGAGCCCGCCGCUGGACACGCCCCGGUGUCUGAUCCUGCAAACCAGUCCGGCGUCGCUGACAACAUGUUCGGGGUUUGGAGCCCCCAGUUUGCGGGCGACGACUACGGCAUGCCGUUCUAGGCCUGCCAGAAGAGGGGCAACUCAAGAACUGCUUUUAUUUUAGUAACAAUAAUAAGACUGGUGAAGUGUAAGCAAUAAAGGUUCCUAGGGAGAAAUCCCCAGGAGAUAUAUGGGAGAGCUGCUGAUGCUCGG
This is a messenger RNA of Triticum aestivum (bread wheat), 1764 nucleotides long. RefSeq lists its product as uncharacterized. The transcript has 4 exons. Gene Ontology annotation, biological process: cytokinin-activated signaling pathway. Gene Ontology annotation, molecular function: DNA binding. The coding region runs from base 91 to 1632 and encodes 513 amino acids. Lineage: Eukaryota; Viridiplantae; Streptophyta; Magnoliopsida; Poales; Poaceae. The record is from RefSeq and is a predicted model, not a curated record.